AGCAAUUUGAUGACGUUUACAGGAGAGAGAACCAAGAACACUAAAUAAAUAGGAAAAUGGCAAAAACGCCAUGAGUCCAUGACGAAAGCAGAAAACGGGUUAAACAAAAAUUUCAACUGUGAAAUAUUGAUAAAGAAAAUGUAGCUAAAGGAAGCACUUCAAAAAUGAAUGCUUGACCUCCCAAUUGAUGCUAUAAGCACAAAGCCCAGCCAUUGGAUUACGCUUCAAUAAAGAAUCACCUUUCAGAUCAGAAGACAAAAAGAUGACAACAGCUUUUAUCAAAAACCAGUAAGCAAAGAUACUGCAGCAAAAACCUCAAUUUCUAGAGAAACUGAAGAAGAAAUGAAAGAGAACAUGGGUUGAUCCUCUUUUACGGUCGAAAUUCAGGAAUCAAUUACUCAAUAAUGACAAGCCCAUGAAAAACAGCUCUGUCUCUUUUGUACUUCUCUGGUCUGGUCUAGUCUCCCUGUUUGUUCGCACUCUUCGUCGCUUGUGUUAUAAGUUGUUGCGAACUGAGAUAUUUGCAUAUCGACUUUAUCAUCCAUGGCCGUCAUCUUCCCUAAAUUGAUUGCCUUUUAUCAGGAAUUGCAUAUAAUACUCUGUUUUAACGUUCUUGAUAGUGAUUGAUUUCAGAGGUCUCUUGUCUCUGUUUUUUUUUUUUUUUCGCUCUGCAAUCUGUACUCGUUCCAAAAAUGGCUUCUUUUUGUCUCAAACACUGAACCCUUUUUUAAACCCUCAAUCAAAAAUUCCACUUUUCUGCUUUUUGUUCUUUUAAUGGAUAAUAGGAUUGGAUUCUCUGAUUCGAACGAGAUCAGCAAUGGAAGCAGCACCUGUUGCAUAGAAACCCUCUCUACUCCAAACCCUCCAAACCCAGAAAUCUCUGCUCUUCAACAGCUCUCUAAAAGCCUUGAAUCCAUCUUUGACUCUUCAGAUUUUGACUUUUUCGCCGACGCUAAAAUCACAAUCUCCGCCUCUAACCGGGAGGUCCCGGUCCACCGGUGCAUUCUAUCGGCGAGAAGUCCUUUCUUUAAGGCAGUGUUUUCGGGUUCUGCAGCCAAAGAGAAAGGUCAAAAUUUUGAAGUGAAAGAGUUGGCCAAAGACUAUGAUAUUGGGUUUGAUUCGAUUGUAACAGUUUUGAGCUAUUUGUAUAAUGGAAAAGUGAGGCCGUUGCCUAAAGGCGUUUGUGUUUGCGUGGAUGAAGAUUGCUCCCAUGUGGCUUGUAGACCAGCUGUGGAUUUUAUGGUUGAGGUGCUAUAUGCUGCUUUUACGUUUCAGGUUCCUGAAUUGGUGGCUCUCUACCAGAGGCACCUUCUAGACAUUCUUGAAAAGGUUGCAAUUGAUGAUAUCUUGGUGGUUCUAUCUGUUGCAAAUAUUUGUGGUAAAGCGUGUGAGAAAUUGUUGACAAGAUGUAUUGAGAUCGUUGUGAAAUCAUAUGUUGAUAUUGUAACUCUUGACAAGGCAUUACCCCAAAACAUUGUAAAGCAAAUUACAGAUUCUCGUUUAGAGAUUGCUUCAGACACACCUCAAACCACAAGUUAUCCUGAUAAACAUAUAAAGAGAAUACAUCGAGCUUUGGACUCAGAUGAUGUGGAAUUAGUUAGAAUGCUACUGAAAGAGGCACAUACCAAUUUGGAUGAUGCUCAUGCUCUCCAUUAUGCUGUUGCAUAUUGCGACGCGAAGACGACCACUGAACUUCUUGAUCUUGGUAUUGCUGAUGUUAACUGUAGAAAUUUAAGGGGAUACACUGUACUUCAUGUUGCUGCAAUGCGAAAAGAGCCUAAGAUUAUAGUCUCUCUGUUAACUAAGGGAGCUCGACCAUCAGAUCUUACUUCCGAUGGCAGAAAAGCACUCCAAAUCUCAAAGAGACUUACUAGAGCUUCAGAUUACUAUAAAUCUAUUGAGGAAGGGAAAGCUUCUCCCAAGGAGAGAUUAUGUAUAGAGAUAUUAGAACAAGCUGAAAGAAGAGAUCCAUUGCUUGGAGAGGCUUCUCUUUCUCUUGCUAUGGCUGGCGAUGACCUGCGAAUGAAAUUAUUAUACCUCGAAAAUAGAGUUGGACUGGCAAAAAUUCUAUUCCCCAUGGAAGCAAAAGUUGCAAUGGAUAUUGCUCAAGUGGAUGGAACUAAUGAAUUUCCAUUAACUGGCGUCAAGAAUAAGAAUUUGGCUAGUACACAGACAACUGUAGACUUGAAUGAGGCACCUUUUAGAAUUCAAGAGGAGCAUCUGAAUAGGAUGAAAGCACUCUCUAGAACUGUGGAGCUUGGGAAAAGGUUUUUCCCUCGGUGCUCAGAGGUGCUGAACAGGAUCAUGGAUGCAGAAGAGUUAUCACAGUUAGCCUAUUUAGGAAAUGAAACUUCAGAGGAAAGACUCCAAAAGAAACAAAGAUUCAUGGAACUCCAGGAAGUUCUUACUAAAGCAUUUACUGAGGAUAAACAAGAGUUUGACAGGUCAACUAUAUCAUCUUCUUCUUCAUCAAAAUCUGUAGGGGCAGUGAGGUCCAAUAGUAAGUUCCUUACCAGGGGUGGUAAGGCUUAACCUAUUCUCUUGACUUAUAUUUGAUACUAAUAGGGCUAUAAGUUUUCUUUUUCUUGGUUUGUGUUAGUAUUAAUUAUGCUUUUAAUUCUUUUACUCUGCUCUGCAAUUCAUUAAUGGAAAGGUUGUUAUACAAAUAUAAAAUGCUUGUCUUUGUCAUUAGUCAAGGAGGUUGUUAUAAUUAUCCAUAACUUUGCUUCUUUAGGCAACAAAAUCUCACCUAAAUACUUUAAAACCAUUACAUUUUCUAUUAUCAUCUCGAACUUGCUACAAAGACCCACCACCAACUGUACAAUAUCGUAGCUUUCUCCUUUUCUGAACACGUGUCAUGACUUGCAGAUUGUUCUGUUUAAAGUUUGAACCUUCUGGUUAACAUUAACUAAUAAUUAUUUUAUUAGCUAAUCAUUUUAUCAGAGACUGUAUAUGUUAACUUUAUCACCUCAUAAGGGCAUAGCAAAUCAGAAAAAACCAAUUAAACCUCAAGUGCUAUUCCAUACUAUUAUGUAGUUUGAUACCCAAAGUCUGACUACUGAUAUUACAAAGUUUAAAACUUUUGAUGCAGGAUGAUAAAACUAUGGUAUUUACUGCGUGUGGGAAUAUUUACAGUCUAGAUGAUUCAUCAUUGGUGACAGAAUAAAAAGAAAAAGAAAAAGAAAAAAACGACUCAGGAAAUAUGAACAUGUAUGACCAUUGUCAAACACUAGCAUUUCCAAUGCGGGCUAGGAGCAGCUCAAAUGGAAGGGCCACCUGCCUGACAAUUCACAUCCUGCAACCAGUAUAGAAUUUGGUAUCAAUAUCUGCUAAUUAAGCAUGUAUACUUAUAACAGUCAAUUGCAAAUAAUGCAUAGAGAGAAGCAUAUAAAAGAU
Jatropha curcas is the source of this 3396-nucleotide messenger RNA. RefSeq names its product regulatory protein (NPR1) (gene NPR1). Lineage: Eukaryota; Viridiplantae; Streptophyta; Magnoliopsida; Malpighiales; Euphorbiaceae. Gene Ontology annotation, cellular component: nucleus; cytoplasm. Gene Ontology annotation, biological process: defense response to fungus; defense response to bacterium; systemic acquired resistance, salicylic acid mediated signaling pathway. The record is from RefSeq and is a predicted model, not a curated record. Gene Ontology annotation, molecular function: protein binding.